Messenger RNA from Cephus cinctus (wheat stem sawfly), 3344 nucleotides. RefSeq names its product 2-phosphoxylose phosphatase 1. Gene Ontology annotation, molecular function: phosphatase activity. The record is from RefSeq and is a predicted model, not a curated record. Lineage: Eukaryota; Metazoa; Arthropoda; Insecta; Hymenoptera; Cephidae. Gene Ontology annotation, biological process: dephosphorylation. The coding region runs from base 383 to 1951 and encodes 522 amino acids. The transcript has 4 exons.
GGAGUGACCUAGGCGCUUGCGCUUACAUAACCUAGCCUUGUAUUCAGGAAACUACGAAAACGAUCAGGAUCCUCGUUAAGCACACUGGACAGUCUUCUAAGACGUGCUUCCGUUGCGUGCCAAAAUACAAAAAGUAUAUAGAUAGACAAAAACAGAAUAAACGUCGCUCGUUCGAAAUUGAAAACUGCCAUCGCAGGGAGACAAAGGCAAUACGCUUGGAGUAGCGAUGCUACGAGUAAACGUGGCUGCAGGCACGUGAAACAAGAAUGUUCGACUCGAGGAUCGGAUUCCGUUGGAGUACGAACUGCUGUUAUCUCCAGCGUUUACGAAAAGAAACACGUGAAUUACGUCAAGCGACUUACACAGCCCAAGGAACGCCACGAUGCUCUCAGAGAUGGUUCGACUUUCUUAUCAGCAUCGAGCGUUUUAUUGUUACGUUAUCCUCAGCGUUUGGAUUUUCCUUCUGGUUGCUGGAAUGUACAAAUACAUUGGUGUGGAUGACAAAAGCGCAACACAGGGACGCCCGCCCGGAAGUGAAUUAUCAAUUAGAGAAUUUCCACGCAACCUGAAACCAGAUGUUAAAACUAAACGAAUAUUUCGUUUUUGUAAUUCACCUAGUAACAUUUUACCUGGAACCGAGGGAAAAGCUGAUGGAAAUAUAACGCUUACCGGAAUCCUCAUCUUCGUCAGGCACGGCGACAGAGGUCCCCUAGCCCACGUGCGAAAUAUCAGUACAAUAAAUUGUGCUGGCGACUUUACGUCGUCCUCGGAAUUGGAUAAUGUCUAUCAGGGUUAUCAAAAUUUCCUGCAAAAUGCAUCUUCUAAUUGGCGCACCGGGUGGGCCCAAUUUUUGGGACCGUUCCAUGGAUUUCCAAUGCUGCCAGCUACCGCCAGGGAUUGCAAACUGGCACAACUGACCAUGUUGGGCGUAUCACAGUUACUCAAGACAGGACUACUCCUACGUAACGCUUAUUUUCACAGACUCAAUUUGGGAAACGGUACCAUAAAUUCAAAGGACGUUGUUGUCUACAGUACACGAUACAGAAGGACUGUGCAAAGUGCUGUGGCGCUACUGUACGCAUUCGUCGAGAACGAUGGAUUUCAAAAUUUAGCAAAAAUCAGCCUGCGUGAGACGCAGAGUUAUGCUUUUUGUAAUACGGAUUGUGCUUGUCCAGCUGCUGAGAAAUAUCACAAACAAUAUUCCAAGGAGCUUGGAGACCACCUGAAGUCGCACCCGGCUGUAGCAGAUCUAAUAAAGCAAGCUUCCAAUAUAGUCUUUGAGAUGCCAGACCAGGCCCAGACGACGGACUCCAACACACUAAGAGAUGCUUUAUUGACCUACGUCUGUCACGGGGCGUCCUUACCAUGUAUAGAUACCGAGACUCAGCGGCUCUGUGUCAAAACGGAACAUGUUACAGGAUUAUUUGCAUACACAGAAUGGGAAGCGCGUCAACAUGCUAAAAGUCAUAAUCGUCGGAAGUAUGGUUUGCUACGAGCAUAUGGUUUAUUACGUAGCAUCGUAUCCUACAUGUUGCGUAUGAUUUCUGAAGCCAAACCAAAGAUUGUUCUGUAUUCUGGUCAUGACAAGACGUUGGAAUACUUGGCGACUGCUCUUGGAAUUCUUUCUGAGCAGGCAGCCGUUCCACAUUAUGCUUCGCGCUUCGUCAUUGAGGUUUAUCGAAUCAAUCCAAAGUCAGAGACACACGUAGCCAGCGAUUUCUAUUUUCGCGUCGUCGUCAAUGGCAAGGAUUUCACCCAGAAGAUACCAUUUUGUCGUAAUACCAGUCUCUAUAAUGUCAACUUCUUUGAUCACGAUGACGGCGAGAAAACACGCAAGGAGUCAAAGCUUUGUCCCAUUGAGGCAAUUGUCAGGCAACUUCAUGACGACUAUUUUGUGCCAUUUAAUGCCACCAACUUCAAGGACGCCUGUUCUAUUCAUAGACAAGGCUAGCUCGUCGGUGUGUUAGCAGAGAAUUUUUCUUUCAAGCCGUGCUAGGGCUUCGAUCUUUCAUAGUUGGAAAAUAAAUUAAAUUUUCAACCUUUCACAUUCGUAUGAGUGAUCGGAGCUCGGAUAUUGGCAGAUUAAAAGGAAUUGAGUUUUUCAUCUCAAAAGAAUUCCUUGAUAUCUCUGAAAAAAAUAAUGAAAAGUCAUAAGUCCCGAGAAAAUAUUAAUAUAUGUAGUGAGGAGAGCCCCGUGCUUGUGUCAUCUUCAAAAAAGACUAACGAACUUCCUCACUGCAGUUAGUUAUUUAUCGUUUGGAAAAUCUCGAGCAAUUGAAAGGACAGGCACUGCUACACAGUAAAAUAUUUCAAAGAGAAAACAAUGUUGCGACAUAAGAUUUAAAAGAUUAAUUAUAAGUCUGAAAAGAAAGAAAGAAAAAUAAUAUUCUCUUUAAUUCAGUAUGUCACUUUUAGUCAAUUUAUAACACUUGAUGCACAUAAGUUAUACAUAAUCGUUUGUCAUUUUGAAUACUUUAAUUCAUCUCAUGACUCAGUAAUACACAAUGAAUUAGUUUCCCAUGUAGAAAUCAAUUUAAAUUAUAAUUGACGUGUACUGUGUAUUAGUAUCCUGGGUAAGAAUCCCAAAUUGGAUGAGUUCUAAAGUCUAUCCGGGGCAGCCUUAAGAAAGUAGAUUAUUUGUAAGAAGCUGUUAGCAUGUAGCGAUUUCAUAACACUGAGAUAACGUAGCUCUAGAUGGCCACUAUAUAUUUUAUCAUACAAUUUUAUGUAUAUAUGUAAAUAAUAUCAAGUAUAUGCGAAUAGCAAAGUAGGAUUUCGUUAUGACAAAUAAUCGCACAACAUCCUGUUAUUAACUACUUCUGCAAUUGUUAGUUUGUCAAGACGGUAAUGUUCUUUGCUCACAUAUUCCCUUCGUAAAAAUUUGCUAGAUUAUCAUUUUUUACAAUAAUUUAUAACUAGUAGUAUGACUGGUUAUUAGAAUAGUGAUAUUUGGAUGAGACUUUGCUGUAAAAUAUUUUUCAACUGUUUGUAUGGCCAUUUAAUUUUAAUAUAGUCUGAAUAGGUUACAGACAUGUAGUUUGUAAUGUAAUUAGUACGAAAGUUUUUAAUAUUUCACAAAAGAAGUCAGAUCUUUACCCCCGUCUCUGGGAAUAAAUUUUCAAAUAUUAUUUUCUUGACAAUCUAAUGAACUCGAAUAAACACGAAGAAUUUAAUUCUGACAAAUACUCCAAUUAUAGUACUAUUCUACUGUUGGCAUACAUUUUUAUUGCAGUUAUAGAGAAAUGUAUAGAGCUACGCUUGUUAUCUACUGAAUGUAAAAUGGCAAGUUCUGUUUUACUGUAAAGAUGUCUACGAUUGCAUUAAAAUACCGUUAAUUUUAUGAA